Messenger RNA from Branchiostoma belcheri (Belcher's lancelet), 3582 nucleotides. RefSeq lists its product as uncharacterized. Lineage: Eukaryota; Metazoa; Chordata; Leptocardii; Amphioxiformes; Branchiostomatidae. Gene Ontology annotation, molecular function: transcription corepressor activity. Gene Ontology annotation, biological process: negative regulation of gene expression. The transcript is spliced from 12 exons. Bases 152 to 3556 code for a protein of 1134 amino acids. The record is from RefSeq and is a predicted model, not a curated record. Gene Ontology annotation, cellular component: cytoplasm; nucleus.
GUUCUACAAACUGGACACUGUGCAAAAAGGACGAAUUCUCUAUUUUCCGCGGGAAAUGCGGGAAGAAUCCUGACUGACAAGUUGUCUAAGUACCCCGUGCAGGACUGCAUACUAUAUUACGUAGCUAUAGGUGGAGACAGCUAUAACUAACAUGGACCUGGAAGAUAAGAGCCUUUUUGUGGGCAGGCAGAAGGGUGGUGACAGUCAGGACUACACUCCUAUCUACACUGUAGUGACAGCAGUGCUGAGUCCUGACUUGGUAGACAAGCUGCCGACCAGGCGCCGAGAAUUCCUGCAGAAACUCCAGACAGACACGGGUGUGAGCAUCAACCUGCACAGGGGGGGAGGCACUUACGAGGUGGAGGGCAGUCUAGCACAACUACAACAGGUACAUGACAUACUGUCUGAGUUGGUUGGCAACCGAGAAUCCCCACAAGCCAGACUUAAGCAGACAAACAUCCCAAAUGGCCUGCCCACAGAGGGGGUUCAUGAUGCAUCAGGCACAAAGCCCAUCGUGGCCAAGGAAGUUCCUGAUGAACCUGUUACAAAUGGGACACCUAAGUCAAAAGUCUCCCCUUCUGGGAAACCCAGAGGAGAAAAGGCAGCAGAGAGGCAAAGGUCCAGGAAUUCAGAGGACGAUGAGGGCUUCGAAAUCAUAGAUGAAGCAGAACAGGAAGAUGCCAGAGGUCAUCAGCCAGCCGUGAGGCCAAAGGUCAGACACCAGCGGCCAAUGGCAGCCCAGUUCGACAAUCAUGACAGUGGGGAAAAGAACUCUGGGUCCGGAGCGAGGAGAGUUCGUGAGAGACAUGACGAGGACGGGUCAGAUUUGAGCUCGGACGAUGAGGACGUGAUGGCUCUGGACCAGGACACCUUCAACUACCUGUACCACGCCUACCAGGACAGGCUGCAGGACAUCCGCCGCCAGUACAGGGUCAAGUUCAGGUCAAAGAGCAACGAGACCGACAUGCUGAAGUUCAAGGUCAUCCCAAAAGAUCCCACCACCACUGUGGAUCAGCUGACCACGGCCAAGGAUGCCUUCAUCGCCCUGUACCAGAGUGUCUUCCCCAACUUGGUUCAGGAAGUGAUGGAGCUGGCCUACGACCCUGCACUGGCACAGCAGGUCAAGACAGCCAUCGACAAAACCAGGAAGGAUCAUCCUGACGUGUAUGUCCAGGUGGAGAACAACAACCACCGGUUUGCUUUCAUUGGAGAACAGGUCCAGGUGAUUGAAGCCAAGAGCCAGUUCCGCCAGCUGUCAGGAGUGAUGUCGGGUCUGGUGCGUCAGGUCGGGAGGCACCACACCCUCGGCGGGCACAUCAUCGUCCCAUCCAACCUACAGGACGAGAUACGGGAACAGGUCACCCGUGACAUGGGCGAGAAAAUCCCAGAGGAGUACCCCUAUGGUGAAGAGAUUGAGCUCCAGGAACGUAAGACAUCAGAAGCCAGCAAGCCAGGAGGAAGCAGAGGGGUUCGAUUCAAACAACAGAGUGACAGAUACGUGUUCAGGACGAAGGAGGGAAUCACUGUGUCCAUGUACCAAGGUGAUCUGACUCAGGAAAAGGUCACUGCUAUUGUGAACGCAGCUAAUGGCUACCUGGCUCAUGCUGCAGGCAUCGCUGCAGCUAUACAGGAACAGGCAGGGCCCAGUCUGGAGGAAGAGUGCAGGAAGUACAUCAGUAAGCAUGGCCCUCUAUACGAGACGCAGGUCAUGCACACCAGCGCGGGAAACCUGCCAUGUCACUAUGUCAUCCAUGCUGUCGGCCCCAAGUGGCGGGACUACAGUAACAAGACGGAGUGUGCCAGUGCCCUGCGUGUCACCUUCCUGAACUGUCUGGACUAUGCUAAUGAAAAGCUUCAUGCUACAACCAUUGCUCUCCCUGCCAUCAGUACAGGUAUCUUCGGUGUCCCAAACGACGUCUGUGCGAAGGCGGUGUACGAUGCUGUCCGAGACUUCAGCAAGUCUCAGUCUCAGCUGGGCAGCCUGGGGGAGGUUCGGCUGGUGAAUGCGGAGAUGGAGAUGGUCCACGUCCUGAGGCAGAUGUUUGAGAUCAGCAUGAGUCAGGAGGAGGAGGAGGAGGAGGGAUGUGAGAGCCCAAGUUCAGGGAGUGCCUUCAUCAGAAUUUCCAAGACAACAGAAGAGGUCCUGUUGUCUCCCAGGGCUGCACGGAGGAGGGAGGAGGAGAGAGAGGUGGAGGAAGAAGACACAGAAGUGGCCCAGAUCACAGAGAUGGCUCCUGAGGAGGGGGAGGACAACGAGCCUGAAGUAGAACCUCCGGAGGAUGUUCAAAUAAUAACAGGCAAACCCAAACUUCUGCACUCCAUCUCUGAUCCCCAUGGAGCCAGUGGGGGCAGAAGGAAACAGGAUAAGAGCGAUGUCAUUUUCACUUCAAACAAACCUACAGAUCCUGACCCAAGCUUAGAUCAGGAGGCAGCUCACCCUAGCAGUGAUGACCAGAUUGCAGCAGCUGCAGCUGCAGAAGUGGCAGGCCCUGAUGAGGAUGACCCUGACAAACGUCCAGUGCAGUUUACUACAAAGCCCCCACCAGAGGAAGGUGCCAUGUCUGAAAAGGAGAAAGUUAUCAAAGAUCUUCUGGACAACUUUGAUAAACUGACUGAUACAGAAAGGGGUCUGCUAGACCAGCUGCUGACAGAGACUGACCCGCGGUCCGGCCAGUCACACGGAGUACACAAGCCCCGUGUGCGAUCGCGCAGCCUGGACAGACCUCCCAAACAACCACCAGAAAAGGAAGCCUCCAGGACAAGGUCUCCACUCCGCAGCCAGAAGGCCGGAAGCACGGCAAGCUCACAAAGUGAGAGAAGCACGAGGGACCGCGGGAAGCCGAAAGACAACUGUCUCCUUUGCAACACGACAGAGCAGCUUCGCACAGUCCCCUUCUGUAAGGUUGGACACAAGUACUGCCUGCAGUGUAAGGUUAAGUAUUACUCCCGCCUCCGCACAUGUCCACACAAGGACUGUCACGAACCAGUCACACCAGACUUCCGCAAUGCCUCCAAUGACACAGAGAACAAACAGUUUACAUCAACCACCCAGGCUUCAGCGGACCCAAGUAAGGGUCCAAGUGCAGCACGUAUUCACUUUCCUUCUGAUGUAGAGCAUAAUCCUCCCAGUCAGGAGCCAACAUACAGUACUCUAUAUCCGUUGCAUGAAAGUUCACUCCCCUCAGAAGAACCAACAAACAAGCAGUCCACAACCAGCAGCAGCACAACCACAAAAAGCACCUUGAAUACUGAAGGAAGACGCCGCUCUUCAGACUCAACCUUGCAUCGUAGUUUUGAGCCAGAAAACCAACCCCACAGCAGCCAUGUCCCUGAGAGUAAAGUACAUCAUGGAAGCAGCUACUCGGCUGAUCCCUCUUCCUUUUCUCCAAGAAGACGUGUCUCGGAUUCAGGUGCUUCUUCCACGGACCAGGAACCAGCCUCGUCUCCGAGAGUGAGGGCAGGUUACAGUUUUUGGGGAGAGGGCAAGCCGGCAGCACAGCCAGUCCAAGAAGAAACAACGUGGCCUUAUUGUGAAGAGUCUGGCAGAGGACAUUGACGAUGUUGGACUUGACUCUGGGCACC